CGUAGGGCGCGCGGCGGCCGCGCAGCAAGCGGUCGCUCUGAAGAGAUCACUCUCUAGUUAAAGAUGGCUGCCGAUACCUCUGUUGAAAUACUUCAGAAAGUUCUGGAGAAUGAAAUACUUCAGACUACCAAGGUUGUGGAAGAACAUCUGGAUGCUGAAAUGCAGAAGCUGGACCAAAUGGAUGAAGAUGAAUUGGAACGCCUUAAACAAAGGAGGCUUGAGGCACUAAAAAAGGCCCAACAGCAGAAACAAGAGUGGCUUUCAAAAGGACAUGGAGAAUACAGAGAAAUCCCAAGUGAGAGAGACUUUUUCCAAGAAGUCAAAGAAAGUAAAAACGUGGUUUGCCAUUUCUAUAGAGAUACAACUUUCAGGUGCCAAAUAUUGGAUAAACAUUUGACUGUAUUGGCAAAAAAGCAUGUUGAGACAAAAUUCUUGAAAUUAAAUGCUGAAAAAUCUCCUUUCUUGUGUGAAAGACUGCGCAUCAAAGUAAUUCCCACUCUAGCACUAGUAAAAGAUGGAAAAACACAAGACUAUGUCGUGGGCUUUACUGAUCUCGGUAACACUGAUGACUUCACUACAGAGACCUUAGAAUGGAGAUUAGGCUGUGCAGACAUAAUUAAUUACAGUGGAAACUUGAUGGACCCACCUUUUCAAAGUCAAAAGAAAUUUGGAACAAGCUUUACGAAGUUGGAUAAGAAGACCAUCAGAGGAAAGAAAUAUGAUUCAGAUUCUGAUGAUGACUAGAAGAACAGCUAAAUGUAUUUGUAAAUCAUCUUUUGUUUAUGCUUGGUACAUUUCUAAGAAUGUUUUUUAUAAAGCUUACUGCUUUUCGUUACAUCUGCACAUAAUGCUCAUUUUUCUAUACAGUUUUAUACAACUGAGUCAUAGCAGAAAAAAGCUUAAAUAUUUUUUUUCCUCUUUUGGAAGUCAUUUGUAAUUCAAAAAUCUGAGUCCUUCUAACUAAAUAGCGUGACAAAUUAUGAACUUUGUCUUAAGUAUAAGUUCAUGAAGUGUUUUGAAGUAGCCGUUAGAAACAACUGUACCAAGUCAGACCAAAGGUCCCUCUGGCCCAGCAUCCAGUCUCAGUGGCAGAAAGCAGAUGCACAAGGAAGAAUAAAAACAGCAUGAGCCGAUAGCAAUGCUUCCCCAGAAUAUACUUGAAGCGAUCUGUGGCUUGGGGAACUCUGCAUCUG
Nipponia nippon (crested ibis) is the source of this 1193-nucleotide messenger RNA. NCBI's taxonomy places the organism in Eukaryota, Metazoa, Chordata, Aves, Pelecaniformes, Threskiornithidae. The record is from RefSeq and is a predicted model, not a curated record.